Lagopus leucura (white-tailed ptarmigan) is the source of this 2397-nucleotide messenger RNA. RefSeq names its product transcription elongation regulator 1 like (gene TCERG1L). The record is from RefSeq and is a predicted model, not a curated record. Gene Ontology annotation, molecular function: RNA polymerase binding; transcription coregulator activity. Gene Ontology annotation, cellular component: nucleus. NCBI's taxonomy places the organism in Eukaryota, Metazoa, Chordata, Aves, Galliformes, Phasianidae.
AUGCCCGUGUGGGUGCCGUGCCGUGCCGGGCAGCGGCCGCUAGAGGUUCUUCGAGCCCCGGGCACGGGGAUUUUCCGGCGGUGGAUAUUUGGAGCUCAUUCUCCAGUCGUUGGAUUUUCACCAUCAUCUGGUGUGGAAUUUGUGCCUGUUUUCCCCCCCGUGUACACAUCUGCUGUUCCACCUCACACUGGGAAGAACUGGAUAGAUAAAAGGCUGCCGAGCUGCAAAAUAUACCUAAAUAAUGCAUUUGCUCUGGAUUCGGCGUGGCUGCAUCCUGAGGAACCGCGUCUCUUCCAGGGCAACGAGAAGCCUCUGCUAAUGACAAAUCAAGUGGCAAUGGCUAUUGCCAGGCCAGCUCCUGCCUCCAGGCCUCUUCCCACAGUGGUGCUGGCACCUCCACUGAUGCCAGGUGGCUGCCGGCGUGGUCCCAGCCCAGUGGGCAGCCCUCCAAGCCUGGCGCUGCUGGCAGUGGAGGCCGAAGCCCCCCCAGGACCACCCCCAUCCAGCAUCCCACAGUGCCGCCUGCUCACCCUCUCACCCCUCAGGAUCCCAGUGCUGGGCUCCCCAUUCCCAGGUUCAGCCUCGAGAGUGGAUGCUCGCCUGGGUCCUUUGAUGCCAGCACAAGUCACCAGGGUGACUGCUGUGGCUGCACCAGCUGUGACAAUCAUGGCAACCAACUUGAUGGAGCAGACACUAACAGAUAAAGGCAGAGCACGCAGCAGAGCCUCCUACCCCCCUGCCCUGAUCCUUCAUGCCGACAGGAGGAGCGCCUCUGUGGAGAGGGAUGGCGACAAGGAUCAUUCUUUUAAACUAGUAAAUGAGGAUGACAGUACUUCAAAUGGCAACAAGCCUGUGGCAUCCACUCCAGUGCCAGGAUCUCCAUGGUGUGUAGUCUGGACUGGAGAUGACCGGGUCUUCUUCUUCAACCCUACAAUGCAGCUGUCGGUGUGGGAGAAGCCGGUGGACCUGAGGCACCGUGGCGACAUUAACAGGAUCCUCGAGGACCCUCCGCACAAGCGCAAGCUGGAUGCUGCAGCAACAGAUAAAAAUGUGAGCUCUUGUUCAGGAGAUGAAAACGAUGAUCUUAGCAUCAAAAUUAAGAGAAAUAAAACAGAAGAUUGCCAGGUCGUUGACGAGGGGAAGGCAGGCACAGAGGAGAGGAAUGGGAAACCAGCAGCAGCGGAGGUCACACCGCCCCUCGAGGAGCGCAUCACUCAUUUCCGAGAUAUGCUUCUGGAGAGAGGGGUUUCAGCGUUUUCAACAUGGGAAAAAGAGUUACACAAAAUCGUGUUUGACCCACGAUACCUUCUACUAAAUUCAGAGGAACGUAAGCAGAUAUUUGAACAGUUUGUCAAGACCAGGAUAAGAGAAGAGUACAAAGAAAAGAAGAACAAAUUGCUGUUAGCCAAAGAAGAAUUUAAAAAGCUCCUCGAAGAAUCCAAGCUGUCACCAAGAACGACAUUCAAAGAGUUUGCAGAGAAGUAUGGCAGGGAUCAGAGGUUCCGCCUGGUUCAGAAGAAGAAGGACCAAGAGCAUUUUUUCAAUCAGUUCAUACUUAUCCUUAAAAAGAGAGACAAAGAAAACAGGGUAAGGCUACGGAAAAUGAGAUAAAACUGCUUGGAGCUGGCAAUGAGCGCAGAAGCUAAAGCAGGGACUGCAGGAAGGACCCCGAGUGAAGGUGAAAGCAAAGGCUGACCUCGCAGCAGCGGAAGGACGGAGUGCAUAUCCCUGAGAAAAACUUUCUCUGAAUGGUGUUUGUUGAACACACGGAGCAUUUGUGAAGGUUGUUCUGCAGGAAUCUGAAGGAUAUUUGUUCCCAAGGAAUUAAUGUUUCAUAUUGAAGCUCUCUUUUGUACAACAUCCAGAGUUUGAUGCAUUUCUAAUUGCCGUGAUAUGUCAAUCCCUUAAUUGUUUUAAUUAUGCAAAUUACUUGUAAUACACACAAAUUAUGAAUCCGGUGCAGAUUUGUAAUUAAGCAGAAACAGAUGCCAUCCAUAACAAUCUCAAGAUAUUUUGAUCAUUUCGCAAUCUUUUGGCAACUUUCUGCAUUAGCACAAACUGUUCGGAGGUGCAGCGGGAUGCAGGGAUCCAUUGCCGCGUUCACAUGUCUGUGUCCAGUUCUCUGAGUAGUACUAUUAAAUAUUAAUCGUUAAUCUUAGUGAAGAGUGUGAAAACCCUGGCCAGUGUUCCAUAGGAAACUCUCCUUUCCAGAAAUAGCUUUCCUGAUCCCAUGGGUGGUGCUUCGGGCUGAUAGCAGCACUGCUCUGUCGGAGUUCCGUAAAGGCGUUCUUUUGUACAACCAUCGCGGUCUGAGUUACGUUCCUGUAUGUGGAAAGUCUGCAUGAGAUUUUUCUCAUCAUCUUUGUAUAAAUUAAAUAUUUUACUUUUUUAAUUAAU